This is a messenger RNA of Miscanthus lutarioriparius, 591 nucleotides long. Lineage: Eukaryota; Viridiplantae; Streptophyta; Magnoliopsida; Poales; Poaceae. The record is from the annotation of a GenBank genome assembly.
AUGGCGCUCAGCAAGGAGCAAAGCACAGGUACUGAUCAGCAGGCCGUGCUGGAUGCUCAGCUCCAGCUCUGGCACUACACCGUCGGCUAUGUCAAGUCCAUGGCACUCAAGGCCGCCCUAGACCUCAGCAUACCGGACGCCAUCCACCAGCAUGGCGGCUCAGCUACCCUCCCACAGAUAGUCACCAAGGUCACACUCCACCCGUCCAAGAUACCGUGCCUGAGACGCCUCAUGCGUGUGCUCACUCUUACCGGCGUCUUCAGCGUCCACGACGGCGGUGAUGAGCCUGUUUACGGGCUCACGCCGGCGUCUCGUCUUCUGAUUGGCUCGGGAAUAAUGAAUUUGACUCCAUUUCUGACCUUGAUGCUUGGUACUGUUUUUGUGUCUUCCUUCCUCGACCUCGGCGAGUGGUUCCGGCAGAAGAUGCCCGGUCCGUCCCCGUUCGACAUGGCGAAUGGACGGGAUAUAUGGGAUCUGUGCAACCAUGACGCAAGAUUCGGCAAGCUCUUCGACGACGGGAUGGUCGCAGACAGCGGUUUCAUCAUGGACAUCGUGGUCAAGGAGUGCAGCAACGUCUUCCAAGGGGAUUAG